AUGUUCUACUAUGGCGAGCCUAAGCCAAAAUUCCGCGUGGUGAUUGUGGGCGGGUCCAUCGCAGGCUUGACUCUGGCCCACUGUCUACUGAAGAACAACAUUGACUUUGUGGUGCUUGAGGCUCAUAAUGAGAUCGCACCUCAAGUCGGUGCCUCGAUUGGGAUUAUACCCAACGGUGCUCGCAUUCUGGAUCAACUGGGCGUGUUUGAUGACAUUUUGGACACCACAGAGCCCAUGCAGGAGUCAUCCUACUGGACCCAGGAAGGAAAUCUCAUUGUCCGGAAUGACACGCCGCAGCUGAUACAUAAGAGGCAUGGCUAUCCUAUUGCAUUCGUUGAUCGUCAGGUCGUACUCAAGGUCCUCUAUGAUCAUCUUGCGGACCAGCAAGAUCGUAUUCUUGUGGGCAAAAAGGUCAUCAAAGUCGAGAAUCUGCAUGGAAGGGUCCAGGUUCACUGUGCAGAUCAUUCAGUCUUCGACGGGGAUUUGGUAGUAGGAGCUGAUGGGGUACGGAGUAUUGUUAGGCAGCAAAUCUGUGUGUUUGGCAUCUCAACAGCCGUCGAAGGCCUGACCCCCGGGAGCGGACACCGAACCUUUGGCGAGGACUUUUCGUUCCUGACUCUCAUCGGUAAAGAGGGUCGGGUGUACUGGUUCUUUUUCACCAAGAUGGAUCGAGUAUACUCCGCGUCAGAAAUCCCGCGGUUCCACCAGGGCCUGAUUGACGAGCAUGUUGCCCCCUACCUGCAGAAGCCAAUCCGUGAUACCGUCCCUUUCGCUGCAGUGUACGAGAGGGCUAUAACCCGGACUUUCCUGCCUUUGGAAGAGGCUGAAUAUAACCAUUGGGCCAUCGAUAGAUGGGUUUGUGUUGGAGAUUCUGCUCACAAGAUGACUCCAAAUAUGGGGCAGGGCGGAAACAGCGCCAUUGAAAGUGCUGCCUCUCUCGCCAAUAGUCUGGCUAGCUUGAUUGAAGCCUCCGGCGAUUCUAGAGUUUCAGUGAAAGAUCUAAAUGACUACCUGCAGCCGUGGCAGAAGAAACGCCAGGCUCGUCUGCAGGACAUUUUCAAAAAAGCCCACGAGCUCACUCGACUCGAGGCAUUGGCUACGUGGAAGGAAAAAUGCAUUGCACUCCAUCUCUUCCCAUACCUCACCAACUACCUAGCCGAUGGAGCAUCGCAGACUAUCGUUGGUGCAACAAAGCUCGACUGUGUACCACUACCGCCGAGAUCAUUGCAGUGUACGAUGCCAUUCACCAACUUCCAUCCGCCUCGUGGUGACGCGAUCUGGAAACGAGCCCUGUGGACGGUGCCAUUGAUCGGGAUUUACGCUGUUGGAAGAGCCACUGCACUCCCGGUAAUCUUGAACACUCGACCUCACUUAUAUCCACUCUUUAAGGAAGGAAUAUGGACAGCGGGUAAUGGAGAGGUCCUUAGUUUGACCAAGCCCCUAUACCAUAAUCUCUUCCUGGACAAGUUGUUCCGGCCUCUCAUUACCUGCUUUCUGCCCUCAAUCACUGGGUCUGAUACGAAUUCGCGGGUUCAAAUGCUUUCAUUUAUGACAGACCUGGGGGCAGUUUAUGGAAUCUGGCUAUUGGAGAGCUAUCGCGGUGCUCACUCCUGGAUCAACGUCCUUCUCCCCUUGGCAGCGGGCACGGUAUUCCAAUUAAAGGGGAUAUGGAUGGUUGCGCCAUUCUAUUAUACCCUGGAGUAUUUGAUGGCGCCUCUAUACAGUCUACUUUCUGGCAGCAACAGCAAGGAGAUCGAUGCUGUCACCACCGAGUCGCUGGCCCUGUCAAUGUUGGCCGGAUAUUACUCCACCACAUUUGCCAACUUCUUUGCACCGAGUCUUCAAUCACGCCAAUGGUAUAAUGCGAUGUGGCAAGUCUUCCCAGCAACAAUCCCCCUCCUUCAGCUUCCCUUCUCGCUUGCGAGACGCUGGCUCUCCCCCUCUUCGCCACCAAAAGACGAGAUAGACAGAAAGCAACAGCAGAGAAAGAGAAGGCAAAACGUCCGCUACGCCUGUGGGACAUUUGCUCUCGUCUCAGGUCUCACGUUUAUCUAUGGCCGAUUCACAGCUCCACCAGGUGUCUCCUUCUGGAGUAUUUUCGUCCCGGGUCUGCGGGAUCAUUUGGCCCCUGUUACGUCUUUCAGUGACGGGAUCGCACGCUUUUUGCAGUACGAUGAACUAAUCUCCAUGGGAAGUGCGUAUGUAUGGCUUGCACUGCGUUUCCGCGAGCUGAAACAAGCGGGGGCUCGGUUUUCUUGGACUCGAGCUGGGGCGGCUUUCGCUGCGUCUUUGUUGGCUUUGGGACCAGGAGCGACGUUUGCUCUGGGAUGGGGGUGGCGCGAGGAGCUUCUGCACCAAGUGGCUAAGGAGCUCUAA
Molecule: messenger RNA, 2376 nt
Organism: Aspergillus nomiae NRRL 13137
Lineage: Eukaryota; Fungi; Ascomycota; Eurotiomycetes; Eurotiales; Aspergillaceae
Product: FAD-dependent oxidoreductase
Exons: 5
Coding region: 1-2376 (791 amino acids)
Molecular function (GO): FAD binding
Source: RefSeq, a predicted model, not a curated record